GGUGUCAUGGCGGCGCUGGACAUUUGUCAUUGGUCCAAGGUCUAAACAGAUGAUGCGCGUCCUACCAUAUACGGUGAAUGGGUCGUACCGGGGAACGUGAAGCUACAGCGACCGCCUACUGGUGAAGAAAACACCGCAGAGUGACGGCUGGGCCCUACGGCGGACACCGGCUCCUGUAGCUACUGUCAGUCAGCUGAACAUCUCAGGAGUUCUAAGCCGGUGCUGAUGAAGGAGGGAGGUUGUCGGAUGAAUACUCUGCCAGAUCUCUGCUGAGGAGACGCUGACCCACAUACACACAGAGAGUGACACACACACUUGCCGCUGACAGUCAGCAGAUCAUCGGUGGUCUCGGUCUGCUUUCAUAGAUUGUUAAGAUGCUUCUGUCGCACCUGGAACUGUGGAAAUCGUACUGGGAAUGUGUUUCCAGACCGUACACCGUGUUCGUCUGCUCCAUUACCGCCGCUCUCUACUUUCUGUGGGGCCGCAAAUGUCAGAAACCAGCUCUGGUGUGCAGUGAGUCAUUCAGCGAUUUCCUCCAUGAACACUGCCCCCUAGUGGCUCAACGCUUCAGCCCCACCCCCUGGUGCUGGGGAGGCCGACUUCAAACCCUUGUCUGUGCCCUACUUAAAUCCAGCCCCAAGAUCACUUAUCGCAAUGAACUGAUCCGUACAGUCGACGGAGGUCAAAUUUCUCUAGACUGGGUGGACAAUGACUUCAGUGAAGCUUACCCAGAAUCCUCCACCCGUCCUACAAUACUGAUCCUCCCGGGUCUGACAGGAACCAGUCGGCAGCCUUACAUCCUCCACGCCAUUAACCAGGCCGUCAGUCGUGGUUUCAGGUGUGUGGUAUUUAACAACAGGGGAGUAGGGGAGGAAGAACUGCUGACUCCUGUCACCUACUGCGCGGCUGACACCUCCGAUUUAGAAUUUGUGGUGAAGCACGUUAAAGGAGUCUUCCCUGCUGCCCCUGUCCUUGGUGUAGGCGUGUCUAUGGGAGGGAUGUUGUUGUUGAACUACCUGGGCCGUAAGAGAAGCGAGUCGGGGUUGGUGGCAGGGUUCACCAUCUCUGUUCCAUGGGACGCACAGAAGUCGUCUGACUCCAUGGAAGAACUGCUCAACUGGCUGCUCUUCAACACGUACCUCACAAACGGCCUGUGUCAUGCUGUCACCAGACAUAGAAAGGUGCUGGAGAAGGUUGUGGACAUUGACUAUGUUCUGAAGGCUCGUACCGUCCGGGAGUUCGAUGAGCGCUUCACCACUUUGCUCUUUGGCUACAAGUCCUGUAAGGACUACUACGUUGACGCCAGCCCAGACAGGAAACUCCACAAUACAUCAGUACCCAUCCUGUGUCUUAACGCUGCUGACGAUCCCUUCUCUCCUCAGAACACCUUCCCUGUGACAAUCGUGCAGGGUCUGCCCAACGUAGCCCUGCUGUUGACGGCCCACGGUGGACACAUCGCCUUCCUGCAGGGCAUGUUCCCUCGAGGGGCGAGCUACAUGGAGCAGCUCUUUGGCCAAUUUGUCCAAGCAGUCUUCGAACACCCAAGUGGCAUAAACAAAGCCUGUGGGAUCAAAGCGUAGACCACUCCCCCUUUGAUCAUUCCUCCUGUUUCCUCUGAGCCCAACUGAAUGAAGGAGCAACUUCCGCCUGUGAAAUUGAGAUAAAAAAAAGUGUAUUGCCUGGCUCUGCAUGCUGCUGAUCCGCCACACCACAGAAACACUGAAGACGACCAAUAACACGACUUGACUGCAGUUGUACUAAACUACCUCUCGCCCUCGUUAGCUUAAAUUUUCUCUUGAAGACAGUGAACAGUCUUAAAGAGGCUCCACAGUCGGGCAGUACGAUGGGUUUAGAUCAUGUGUCUGAAAAUGUGACUUUUCUUUCUUCCCUCCAGGUCAUUCCAUCUUCACAAGAAAACGAAAGAAACAACAACCUGAUAAUAACGUUUAGAAAAACGUCUAGUACAGUGGUCAUUAACUGGUGACUCCAGGGCCACAUCUGGCUCCUACCAAUCAAACCGUCCAGUCUGGCCUGACUGGGCUCCAGAUUACACAACAAAUAAUAAUGUUAGAAAUGUGAUUUUGUACUUCCCCUUCUUUAAACUUUGCAUACAUGCGCUGUUCAUCCAGUUUACUGUGCAGGUUUUAAACAUGUAUUUGAAGCUGAAAACGCACACAGCAGAAUUACACCCUGAAUAGUUGAACUUUUUUUUUUUUCCUUUUCCCACAAUAUCCAUCCACACCAGCGGUUUGUUCAACUAUGUAACCACUAUUCUCCUCAGUGUCUCACAAGAAAGUCCUCAGUUUUUCUACGUCCAUGCAUUUCCACCACCCAUAGAUUUGAAAGAAAAAAAAAAACAAAGCCAGCAGUAUUUGAAAUGAUGAGCUUUUUUAGUUUUAGUUUUUAGUGUGUUAUUGUCAAAGAAAGGAUUAAUAUACAACUGUGAGGUUCGUAAUCUGUUCAUUUAUGGAAAUGAACAGAUAAGCAGUGAUGCUGUAUAUACAGAUACUGUUGUAUAUGCUUGUGAAUAAUGUGUCACCUUAGACUAUGAUGUGUUGACGCCGUACAAACAAGCUCUUCGUCUGGUGGUAACCACUGGCGUCUCUUCCGCACACGUCUUUAAAGGCAGAGCCGACUGAAAUGUGAAGACGGAACACCUCUGACAUCCGACCUGACGACGCUGCGGUUGUUUCACUCAACUCUGCGGCAGACUGAGUUCUCAACUAUGACUGGUGUACACAUUAGGAUUGUAGCCUCCGAUUUAUAGCACUGUCCUUAUUUAUCGGUGUGAUUGUUUACAGGGGGAAAGGUGACGUCGCCAAAACUGAUUUCCUUCCUGCCUUGUCUGAUGUAAACUUUACUGACUUCACUUUGUUUAAAGUGUAACUGUAAUUAGGAACACUUCUGUCUCACCCCAACUCCUGUGUGACCUGUGACUAAAAUAAUGGUGAUGUUGAUCAUCCUCAACACCCCUGGGCAUUAACUGUUCACACACUGGUUAGUGAAACACACUUGAGUAUAACGUCAAAUAAAGGACUAACAAAGUCACA
This is a messenger RNA of Cynoglossus semilaevis (tongue sole), 3050 nucleotides long. Its product is annotated as phospholipase ABHD3-like. The record is from RefSeq and is a predicted model, not a curated record. The transcript has 9 exons. The coding region runs from base 375 to 1580 and encodes 401 amino acids. Gene Ontology annotation, molecular function: acetylesterase activity; monoacylglycerol lipase activity. Gene Ontology annotation, biological process: medium-chain fatty acid biosynthetic process; medium-chain fatty acid catabolic process. NCBI's taxonomy places the organism in Eukaryota, Metazoa, Chordata, Actinopteri, Pleuronectiformes, Cynoglossidae.